UCUAGCCUUGCAUCUCCCGGACCAUGGAGAUGGGGAGGCUGUUGCUGUGGGUUGGGCUGCUCCUUUUCCUGGAACAGCAUGAUGGAGCUGCCCACAAACUGGUGUGUUAUUACAACAAAUGGGCACAUAGUCGAUCCAGCCCAGCCUCUGUCUCACCCCGUGACCUGGACCCUUUUCUCUGCACACACCUGAUAUUUACCUUUGCCUCAAUGAACAACAAUCAGAUCAUUGCUAUGGCUGCCUCGGACCAGAAUGUUCUCUAUUCAGAGUUCAACAAGCUCAAGGAGAGGAACAGGAAGCUGAAGACACUGGUGUCCAUCGGCGGGUGGGACUUCGGCACACCCAGGUUCACCACUAUGCUGGCCACAAAAGCCAGCAGGAAAACAUUUAUUGAUUCAGUGAUACCCUUCCUGAGGACACACAGCUUUGACGGUCUGGACCUCUUCUUCAUGUACCCGGGACAGAGAGGCAGCCCCGCGCAAGACCGGUGGAAUUUCCUCUCCUUAAUUGAAGAGCUCCUGUUUGCCUUCCGGGAGGAGGUGUAUCUCACCGGGCGCCCAAGGCUCCUGCUCUCAGCUGCUGUCUCUGGGAACCCACACAUCAUCCAAAAAGCUUAUGAUGUGCGCCUUCUCGGAAUAUUCCUGGAUUUCAUCAAUGUCUUGUCUUAUGACUUCCAUGGAAGCUGGGAGAAGUUCACAGGACACAAUAGCCCCCUGUUCUCUCUUUCUGAAGACCACAAAUCUUCGGCCUAUGCCAUGGAAUACUGGCAAAAUCUUGGUGCGCCCCCACAGAAGCUCAUCAUGGGGUUACCUGCCUAUGGACGUACCUUUCUCCUCUUUGAAUCCUCUGAGAAUGGACUGCAGGCCAACGCUGUGGGACCAGGAUCUCCAGGGACGUAUACCAAGAAAGCUGGCUUCCUGGCUUAUUAUGAGGUCUGCUCCUUCAUCCAUGGAGCAACGAAACGGCGGAUUAGUUAUCAGUAUGUUCCAUAUGCCUUCAAGGGGAAGGAGUGGGUUGGCUACGAUGACGCCUUCAGCUUCAGUCACAAGGCAUCAUUCAUAAAGGAAAAGCAUUUGGGGGGCGCCAUGGUGUGGACAUUGGACAUGGAUGAUGUCAAGGGCACUUUUUGUGGCAGCGGCUCUUAUCCCCUCGUGUCCAGGCUGCACCAUCUCCUGGUGCAGGCCGAGUCCACCUCAGUUUCUUCACUGACCUAUUGGUCCUCACCCAUGAUGAAUUCUUCAGGAACUGACUCUGGAAGGCCAACCAUGACAACUGACUUGGCAAGCUUGAUCCCGGGAGGAAAGGUUACGACCAGUAAGACCCAUAUGAAGUCUAAAAGCAUGACAACAACCUCCGGAGGUGAAACUGUGACCCUUGAAAGUGAUAAUAUGUCCUCUAGAGAGCAAACUACAGCUCCGGACGAGAAUACCGAGACCCCUGGAGUGACCAUGACCUCUGUGGACCAAUACUCUGUUUCCCUGGAUGACACUACACCCAUUGCUGUGAGUACCACCCUCUAGAAGAAAGGCUGUUGCUCCUAAAAAGAUGACUUUCCCCUCCAGAAAAAAGAUAGUCCGCUCUGAUGUUGCAGACGAAGACUCUCAGAGGAGGACGUUUUGACUUGUGAGGUGGAUGC
Molecule: messenger RNA, 1636 nt
Organism: Talpa occidentalis (Iberian mole)
Lineage: Eukaryota; Metazoa; Chordata; Mammalia; Eulipotyphla; Talpidae
Gene: OVGP1
Product: oviductal glycoprotein 1
Exons: 11
Coding region: 24-1520 (498 amino acids)
Biological process (GO): chitin catabolic process; carbohydrate metabolic process
Cellular component (GO): extracellular region
Molecular function (GO): chitinase activity; chitin binding
Source: RefSeq, a predicted model, not a curated record